This is a messenger RNA of Anopheles marshallii, 564 nucleotides long. Its product is annotated as receptor-binding cancer antigen expressed on SiSo cells. The record is from RefSeq and is a predicted model, not a curated record. NCBI's taxonomy places the organism in Eukaryota, Metazoa, Arthropoda, Insecta, Diptera, Culicidae. Gene Ontology annotation, cellular component: secretory granule. The transcript is spliced from 2 exons. The coding region runs from base 1 to 564 and encodes 187 amino acids.
AUGAUCACAGAGCUAGUGAUGAACCGGAUCCGGCAACUACUGCUAGCAAUCGUGGGUGUGUUGAAGCGGGCGAUGUGUUGCUUCUCACGCCGCCGGAAACUGUCCGCUGGUGAGUGUGAGGUGCUGAGCACGGUCAGCGUCGAUCGGUAUCCGAAUGCCGGCCGCCACGGUAAGAACGUGCCGGAGAAGGAUUGGAACUCGUGGGACGAUUCGCCCAAAACGGUCGAGGAGCACAUAGAGCGGUACCGGGAAACGCUUGCCCAACCACCGUCGCCGACCGAACCGCAGCCCGAGAUGGACUACUUUCAGGAUAUGGCGCCACAGAUCUCAUCGCAGCCGAAAAUCUGCAUCGCCACCGAAACCGAACCGAGCGAUUUUAGCCGCUUGGUGGCGAAAAUUGACAUUCCCGUUGUGAACGAAUUAGAAGACUGGAACGAAGGUGAUAGGAAUGGGUGGGACGAUGCGGAUGAAACCACCACGAAACAGUUGAUACGGGAAACGCGCAAAGAGUUGCGGGCCCAGCGGCACCAGAACCGUCACCAGCUCGAAACAUCUUACGCAUGA